This is a messenger RNA of Jaculus jaculus (lesser Egyptian jerboa), 5957 nucleotides long. It is a transcript of the gene Zbtb7a, whose product is annotated as zinc finger and BTB domain containing 7A. Gene Ontology annotation, molecular function: DNA-binding transcription factor activity, RNA polymerase II-specific; protein binding; RNA polymerase II cis-regulatory region sequence-specific DNA binding. The coding region runs from base 123 to 1868 and encodes 581 amino acids. The transcript has 3 exons. NCBI's taxonomy places the organism in Eukaryota, Metazoa, Chordata, Mammalia, Rodentia, Dipodidae. The record is from RefSeq and is a predicted model, not a curated record. Gene Ontology annotation, biological process: regulation of transcription by RNA polymerase II.
GCUCUGUGGACCUGAGAGUAACCAGCACUGGAGGCUGAGCCUGUGUUCCCUGAAGAUGCCAAGGCCCUGAGCUGACCCCACCCCAACAUGUCCUGGAGACCAGACAGGUCUUGGCGCGGAAGAUGGCCGGCGGCGUGGACGGCCCCAUCGGGAUCCCGUUCCCUGACCACAGCAGCGAUAUCCUGAGUGGGCUGAACGAACAGCGGACGCAGGGCCUGCUGUGUGACGUGGUGAUCCUGGUGGAGGGCCGCGAGUUCCCCACGCACCGCUCGGUGCUGGCGGCCUGCAGCCAGUACUUCAAGAAGCUGUUCACAUCGGGCGCUGUGGUGGACCAGCAGAACGUGUACGAGAUUGACUUCGUCAGUGCAGACGCGCUCACCGCCCUCAUGGACUUCGCCUACACCGCCACACUCACCGUCAGCACGGCCAAUGUGGGCGACAUCCUCAGUGCUGCCCGCCUGCUGGAGAUCCCCGCCGUGAGCCACGUGUGCGCUGACCUCCUGGACCGCCAGAUCCUGGCGGCCGAUGGGGGCGGGGACACGGGGCAGCUGGACCUGGUGGACCAGGUGGACCAGCGCAACCUCCUACGCGCCAAGGAGUACCUGGAGUUCUUCCAGAGCAACCCCAUGAACAGCCUGCCUCCUGCUGCUGCCGCCGCCGCUGCCGCCGCCGCCUUCCCGUGGUCAGCCUUCGGUGCUGCAGACGAAGACCUAGACGCCACCAAGGAAGCCGUGGCAGCAGCUGUGGCUGCUGUGGCCGCAGGUGACUGCAAUGGCUUGGACUUCUAUGGGCCGGGUCCUCCUUCUGAGCGGCCCCCUGCAGGGGACGGGGAUGAUGGUGACAGCAACCCCAGCCUGUGGCCAGAGCGGGAUGAGGAUGCCCCUGCUGGGGGUCUCUUCCCGCCACCAGUGGCCCCACCAGCUGCCACGCAGAAUGGUCACUAUGGUCGGGCUGGGGAGGAGGAGGCAGCCUCAUUGUCCGAGGCGGCUCCUGAGCCCGGUGACUCUCCUGGCUUCCUGUCCGGCACAGCUGAGGGCGAGGAUGGGGACACAGCCGAUGUGGACGGGUUGGCAGCCAGCACACUGUUGCAGCAGAUGAUGUCCUCUGUGGGCCGGGCGGGGGCCCUGCCGGCGGGGGAUAGUGACGAGGAGUCCCGGGUGGAGGACAAGGGUGUCAUGGACUACUACCUGAAAUACUUCAGUGGUGCACACGAGGGCGAUGUGUACCCCGCCUGGUCGCAGAAAGGGGAGAAGAAGAUUCGCGCCAAGGCCUUCCAGAAGUGCCCCAUCUGUGAGAAGGUCAUCCAGGGCGCCGGCAAGCUGCCCAGGCAUAUCCGCACACAUACUGGGGAGAAGCCGUACGAGUGCAACAUCUGCAAGGUCCGCUUCACCAGGCAGGACAAGCUGAAGGUGCACAUGAGGAAACACACCGGGGAGAAGCCCUACCUCUGCCAGCAGUGUGGGGCGGCGUUCGCGCACAACUACGACUUGAAGAACCACAUGCGUGUGCACACGGGGCUGCGGCCCUACCAGUGCGACAGCUGCUGCAAGACCUUCGUGCGCUCUGACCACCUGCACAGACACCUCAAGAAGGACGGCUGCAACGGUGUCCCCUCACGCCGAGGCCGCAAGCCCCGCGUGCGGGGUGCGCCCCCCGACGUCCCCUCUGCCACCCCUGUGGCCCCCGACGCCCCGCGCAAUGGCCAGGAGAAGCACUUUAAGGACGACGAGGAUGAGAUGGACGAGGCCAGCCCUGACGGCUCAGGCCGCCUGAAUGUAGCGGGCACCGGCGGUGGAGACGACAGUGCAGGUGGUCCUGGAGUGGCCACCACUGUCACUGAGGGUAACUUUGCAGCCGGACUCGCCUAAAAAAAAAAACAACAAAAAAAAACCAAAAAAAAAGAGAGAACAGAAGCCCAAGACAGAGAGAGCAAAAUCCAUCCCCGUCCCCCCAAAACACAAGCAAAUUCUCUAUAUAACAGAUAUAAUCUAUCUAUCUAUAUAUAUAUACACAGAUAUAUAUAUAUAUAUAUAUAUAUAUAUUUACACGGCCGUCACGGGACGGGCACCUGCUUGCCUCAGAGUCUUCUCAUGGCGUGUCCUCCCUUUGCAGGGUCCCUGCCCCUCUCUGUGUCCCCCACCUUGUCCAUCAUGGGGCCCAGGGCUCAGCUUGGGGUCCUGUGAGGUACGAGGACCCCAGGCUCUGAUUAAGGCUUGGUCCCAGCCCUGGGCCCCCGUCCUGGCUGGGGUGAUGGUGAUGUAAGGAUCUUAUGGACAAGAGUAAGCUCUUGUCCCCCACCCCUCACUGGUUUCUCGAAGUCUUUUAGACAGACCUUAAAUGCUUUCUGUCCGCUCUAAGUGGACGUUAAAAUGGUCCCUGGCCCCCACCCUCCUUCCUCAGGGCACUUACUAAAUGGGGGGGUCUCCCUUGGAUCCCCGUGGCCUCCCCACCUCCCACCCCGCCUGUGGCCUCGCACCUCUGCAAACCCCCCUCCUGGCCACCACCGAGACACCAAUCUAUUUAUUCCCAGGCCUGGGGCAUGAUGGAGCCAGGACUGGGGCCCAUGGGGUUUCCAGGGGCCCCCAGAGUCCCCGCCACCCUCCUCAGCACUUAUACCCGGGCGGGGCCCCCGGGGCCACCGCUCAGGGAACCCCUCUCCACCCCAACCCAGGCUACCCAAGACCCCCACAUUUGGAGAUUCAAAACUUCUGUCAACCCUAUCCCCUUUUUAAAGCACUUUUUAGAUUUUUUUCCCCUCCCUUUCCUCCUUAAAGACAAAAUUUAUAUAUAGAUAUAUAGAUAUAUAUAUAUAAAAUAUACUUUUCCUCAGAGGAGCCGGAAAUACUUUCGGGAGACAUAGCCAAGAUCGGAGGGAACCAGGGUCUCGCCAGGCAGGGAUGAGGGAGCGAGCGAGAGAAGCCACAGUUCAGUGUCACAAAAGCAAUAAAACCCCAAGACUUUACUAAAUGGGAAGAAAGAAUGAAAAACACACACACACACACAAAACAAACAAGCCCAGGCCACCAGCCACAUUGGAAAAUCUUGGCACUUUGUAGCAGAACGGGUACUUUAAAUCUUAAUUUAAAAAAUGUUUACAAGUUGCACCCAACUUCUAUGAAAAAUUGAAAAGACAAAAAAAAAGAGAGAGAGAGAGAGAGAGAGAGAGAGAAAGCAAACAAAAAUUCCUAAGUCAAUUUAUUUUUGUACAAAAUAAUAAAAAGAGAAACCCUCCACAGACCCAGAAUCCACUUCUGUUGAGGGGGGUGGCCAGGAAGCCAUGGGAGGGGACUUGAGGAUCCCUGAAUGUGCCAGGCCCACCCGUCUGCCCCAGUUUUUUCCUUCCUUUUUUUUUUUUUUUUUUUUAACUUCUGGACUUGACAUGGGAGAUGUCUAAGGCUUGCAAGCCUGACAGUGGCCACCUGUCCUGUCUGGCUCGCCACUUGCUCCCAGCUCAGGGAUGGGCCCCAGAGAGGGCUGGUCUUCAACCAGCCAGAACCCCCCAGCCUGCAUCCCCAUCCCCACCCUGCUCCCCCACCCCCAGGCCCUGCCUUCUAAUAUGGCUGCCCUGAAUGGGCAUCGUGGAUGUGCUGUACCCCUUCCAGGGCCUUCCACCCCCAGACACCCAUUUUUACUCAGAGGCGCUGACUGUAAUGCCUCCCCCCCACACACACACUGGCACCUCCCUCCUCCCAAACUGGCCCCACAAAAGGCCCGGUGUUGACCGAGCCCUAGGCCACGGAUGGGGCCAGGGUUGGGGGGAUGAUGCUGCCAGGUGCUGGCAUGCCCCCUCACCCCUGCAGGGAGGGUAAAGCCUAGUGUGGGACACUGGACAUGGACCCUUGCUAAGCUAAAGCCCUUGUGGGUAGGCAGCCAGGAAUGGGGGGGGGUGUCCCUGUGUCCUCCUGAUGCCCUGACACCAUGGUGGUCCUGUCUGUGACAAACUUUGUUUUUAAAGGGAAGCUUUUUAAGGAGGCAAAAUUUACAUUUUUCUUACCCUAUAGUUUUUUCCCUUCUCUUUCCCCCUUUUCCCAGUCUCAGUGCCCCCAAAUGUCUCAGGUUCUCCCCUCCUGUGGGGCCAGCAGAAGGGGCAGGCCCAGGGGCGAGUGGUGCUGGCCUCCCUUACUCCCCACUUGCAUGGGAGCAAACUGUUUCAGAGAACCAGUUUUUGAAGCUGAACAGCAACCACCCCCAGUCCCAGAGAGGUCAGCCUGGGGUGGGAGCAGUGAAUUCCCUUCCCCGUCCCUCAGCCCCCUCGCAAUAAACCAACUCAAACCACAUGUCAUACUGGCCGCCAGACUUGGGGGGACAGAGCCCUAGGGGACUCUGGUAGGAACGGGGUGAUGCACAGCCUGCCAACAACUUGACCAUGAACCUCCUUGGGAAUUGCACUAAACCCUAACCCCUGGCUCCGCACUCAGCUUCUGCCAGCCCUGCCCCCAGCCCUGCCUUAACUGCCCGCCCGUCCUGGGGGCCACAGCAUCUGCAUGGGCCCAGAGCCGGGACCCCAACCCCAGCCUGGCCCCCGCCCCAGCUCCACGCAAUCACAUACUGUAUAUAGAAUGUGGAUCGAUUUUAUUUUUCUUCUUUAAAUUAAGGUCGUAAUACAGUUGCCAAAGAUCCCGCUGUGAGGAGGCCCGCUCUCACCUGAGAAGGAAUGGCAGGAGGGGUUGUUUGGGUUGUUUUUUUUUUUUGUGUUUUCUUUUUUUAGUUUUGUUGUUUUUUUUUUUUUUAACUGCCUGGUACAAACAAAGAAAAAAGAAAAAAAAACACAAAGAUUAAUUGUUAUUUGCAUCAUGGUAAAGUUGUGUGGGUGCCUGUGUGCGUGAAUGUGUGCGGGAAAAGUCCAGGUGCAGGGGUUCCUGUGGGGGUUCUGCUGAGGGGACAUGGCCAGAGCCUUUGCCUCAAGCUGUCCCCAGCCUGCAGGCCAGAGAGGGAUGUCCUCUAUCUAGUAGCUGCUGUUGUUGCCUUGCCCCUCCCCCCACUGGCCUUUUGAGAUUAAGGGAAAAAAAGGCAAAAAAAUUUUUAAAAAUUAAAAAAAAUAUAAAAACUUUAAAACCCAAUGAAUGUAAAUGCUGGUCCCGGCCCAACCUGGCACAGGUGUGGCCUGCACCAGCCAGGCUCAAUGGGAGGCCAGCACCAAAGUCCACACCACUGGGUGGUCAGUGGGAGACCCCCCCCAAUGUGGUCAUUGCACCUUGUGCACUUGACCCUUGGCUUCCUUUUGGGGGUAAAAUGGUGGGAGAUGGACUCCCAGUCCCUUCCCUUGAGUGGCCAGGGGACACUUGGGCCAGGGGUGAGCCCAGGCUAGGGUCAGGGCCUCUGGGACAGCGAUGGUGCAGGUAGCCGGGAUUGUAGGAGGCAACACAGACUGAAAGGAAAAACAGGAGAAAAAAAAAUAAAAAAUAAAAACCAGAAAAAAAAGCAAAAAUCCUAUUUUUUGAGAAAGAAAGAUAUUUAUAUUUGCAGUUUUAUUUUAAAAAGUUAUUUAAGCUGAGGAAGCGGCCUUCCCGGAGGUGGGGGGUGGCUGGCGUAGGACGGGUCAGGGGUCUGGGGGCUCUGCACCCCAGGAAACUUACAGUUCAGACUAGCUCGCACUAAAUGUAUAGAUUUACCAUUGGGGGGCAGGAGACGGAGGGCCCGGGGAGACCCCACCCCAGGCCCAGACCCAAGGUGCCUUGGACUUUGGGGGGCCAGGCCUGGCAAGUGGGGGGCAGGACGGCACCCACAGGGUCCAGAGCACAGAGCAGACAUUCCACGGACUGUAUUUGAGAGUCUUUAUAAACAUGUGGGAGACUUGACAACAAAAAGAAAAAUCAGUCGAUAAAAAUGCACUUUUGGGGGUGGGGGGAAAAGCUUUAAAAUAAACAACAAAAGAUGAAAAAUCUUAAAACAUUCAUUUUUCUUGUACAUAAAAAAAAACAAAAAAAUCACUAAAUGCAGCCUGUUAUGACCGCGGC